This is a messenger RNA of Hirundo rustica (Barn swallow), 2607 nucleotides long. It is a transcript of the gene MRAP2, whose product is annotated as melanocortin 2 receptor accessory protein 2. Bases 590 to 1210 code for a protein of 206 amino acids. Gene Ontology annotation, molecular function: type 5 melanocortin receptor binding; type 4 melanocortin receptor binding; type 3 melanocortin receptor binding. The transcript has 7 exons. Gene Ontology annotation, biological process: regulation of adenylate cyclase-activating G protein-coupled receptor signaling pathway; protein localization to plasma membrane. NCBI's taxonomy places the organism in Eukaryota, Metazoa, Chordata, Aves, Passeriformes, Hirundinidae. The record is from RefSeq and is a predicted model, not a curated record. Gene Ontology annotation, cellular component: plasma membrane; endoplasmic reticulum.
GCGGCGCUUCGGGAUCUGUCCGGGCGGACGCGCCCGGAGCGGGAGAACAUUGAGGAGCUAUGGGAAGCGUGCUGUGGCUGUACUUCAGACCAGAUGAACACUGUGUGAAGAUUAGAGAAUUAUUUUCUAAUGGGAAAGAGGAAAUUGUCACUGGCUUCCACUCCGCUUGUCAGCCUCAGCCCUGUGGUGGCUUUUUCACUGACGCAAAGCUAAAACAGAGCUAUGAAAUGAGGCCUGAACACGCUCAUCCAUUUUCUGGGCUGUGCAACCCUACAGGUGACUGCAUGAAACCUGGGGGCUGGCCCAGUGCAGGUCAGCUUCGGAGGUAAUUGUUGCUGGUUACAAGGACGGUUUCAGACGCACACAAAACCAGAUAUGCCUUUGUGGUCUCAGUGGUGGUAUAAGCCAUGAAGUUGUGUUGCAGAUGUGGUGGGUGUUCAGUUUUGCUUUCAUUUUGAACGUGGCAUAUUGAGCCCGUUUAUCAGCAUAGAGAAACCUAGGUUGGAAGGGACCCCUGGUGGUGAUCUGGUCCAAUCUCCUACUCAAAGCAUGUUCAACUAGAUCAGGUCUGCGAUUGCUGAGGUGCAAGAUGUCUGCCCCGAGGCUGAUCUCUAACAGAACCUCCCAGCAAGCCUUGUCUAACUCUGACUACACCUGGGACUACGAGUACUAUGAGUACGGACCAGUGUCGUUUGAAGGCCUGAAGGCUCAUAAGUAUUCCAUUGUGAUUGGAUUUUGGGUUGGUCUUGCAGUUUUUGUCAUCUUCAUGUUUUUUGUCCUGACCCUGCUGACGAAGACAGGAGCACCACAUCAAGACAAUGCAGAACUGUCUGAAAAAAGAUUCCGCAUGAACAGCUUUGUGGCAGAUUUUGGAAGACCUCUGGAAUCUGAGAGGGUCUUUUCUCACCAAAUGGCUGAAGAAUCCCAGUCACUUUUCCAUUUCUGCAUUAAUGAAGUGGACCAUAUGAACAAAGAAAAAGAGAGUCAGAAAGGUCCAAGUCAGGAGAGUAAUACCCACUUCCAGGAGGCUCCCAAAAGCAGUGGAAUGUUUGAAGAAGACUUACAUUGUCUUACAAAAUUUAACAUUCCUAACUUUGUGAACACUGAGCAGAAUUCUUCAUUAGGUGAGGAUGAUCUCCUCAUCUCAGAGCCACCAAUCAUUUUAGAAAACAAACUGGUUAUGCAAUCUUCCCAUCGGAUCCUUGAUUGAAAAAAUCUUUUACUUUAAGGAGAAAAUUCCCGUUAUUGUCCAGUUUGAAGCCUUUCUUGGCCUCCUGCUCAUUUGACAGAAGGUAUUUCUGACCUGUGCUUUUUAUUGUAUGUAAGACUGGCUGUACUGAUAGAACUCAGUUCAGACAAGAAGACACUGAAUGCUUUAUUCUGAUGCCUUCUGUGGUCUAAAACUUCUGUCGAGUACUAUUUUUGCUUUUUGAUUUUUUUGUUUGUUUGUUUCUUGUAUUGAUCUUCAUUUUUAAACGACUUCUUAUGACCAGCUUCUGAAGGACAGUAAUUUACAAGUAUUGUGAAGACUGGAGCCUGGCACUGGGAGGUCUGUGAAAACUCACUGGCCAAAAAAAGUGUAUAUCUCAAAGAAUAUGGAAGAAAGAAAUAAUCAGGCUCUGGGAAGGUUCUGUAGUUUCUGCUACUCUCAAUAAAGAUGCCUGAAGCUGAGCAGCACAAUAAAUAUCUGCUUGGGACUAACUUCAGUUUCUGAUCUCUAACUGCUCUGUGGUGCAGGUUAAAUCCAAUUCACAAGGCUUCCAGAGGGAAUACUUUGCAAAUUAAAUUGUUUGGUUACAGUGUUUACAAAAUGCUAUCACCACCUGCUGCUGAGUAAAAGCAAAUUGGUGCCUGUAAUUAUACUUCAGAAUGACACCUCAGCAGCUGCCCCGUGAUGACAUGGAAUUAGUAUUCUACACACAAACACAAACUGUGAUUUGACUCUCUCUUUAAUUUUUUUUUUCCUGUCAAUUGCUGAUGUGAAUUUCCAUUCAGUAAUUACAGGAUUCAGUAGCUAAAUCACAGGAAAUAAGAAAACACCUUUUUCUUUUGCCAGUAAAGUUACUACAUGCAAUUGGUGGUGGUAUGUUAAGCUGGUGUUAUCUGUUGCUAACAGGCUGAAUCUUCCUAUGCUUUUUGUCUUUAUAAAAGGUCAUUUUACUCAUUGGCCAGUGAAGUGCUAGCAGGCUUUGAGCUGAGAGGACAAACUCCGAAAGUAUAGCUAAGCUGUGCUUGCUCCAUCUUUUUUUUUGUACUCAUUUGAGAUAGGGCUGCAACCCCAGCUGUUCUCCCAGUGAAAGAUUCAGUAAGGAUUUGAAUAGGUAUCAUUUCAAUCUUUAGUUUUGAGAGAUGGAAUUAAAUUCUGAACCUUUGAGAGUACUCAAAAUUGUGUUUCAGCUUUCUUCAAAAGACGGCAACUAGUGACUGAAUGGUUUUAGAUCACACAUAUAAGAUGCACAAGUACCAGGUUCAAACCCUUUGCUGGAUUUCAAGUAUGCUCUGUAGGAAGUUCUUAACUGAGAUGAAAAGAGUGGAUUCCAGACACUGUGCUUACCUGGAUUUUCUUCAAAUUAAUGUGCUUUGUACCCAACACAUCUGUGUUUAAGG